UCUCCAUUAUCUGAAAAUCUUUAAUUUAUAAUAUGUAAAACUCUUUAGUCAUAAAUAUCACUUUAUUUCUAAAUUGGUACACAGACCUACAUGACCACUACUUUCACAUUCUAUUUUGGGUAACGCUGAAGAUAGAGUGCUAUGUGCCUAGCAUUUGGGAAAUAUUCUAUUACACUUAGCAUCUUCAAUUAAGACAACUUGACACAAUAUAGUGGAAAGAACACAGAUUCAAACAGAUUCAACUCAAAUUUCCUGGGUUCAAAUCCCACCCCUCAUACUUCUUAUAUGAAUGUGAACAAGUCACUUGACAUUUCUCACUUACAGUUUUUUCUUCUCUGAAAUGAUGAGGUUGGAGUAGGUGGCCUCUGACAUCCUUUCUAGCUCAAGCUUUACUGUUCUAAUAUUUUAUUGCUCAAAAAAGAAAAGAAAAGAAAAGAAAAGAAACAUCAGCCAUAAAAUGAAAGCAGAUGGUGGGCUAUUCCAACCAUCUGCUUUCAUUUUUUUUAAAUGAACAAAAUGUAGCCAUUCUUAUUUCUUUUGUAUCUUAUCCUCUCUGGUAGGUAACAGAAUAAGUUACAUUAAAAUAGUGUUUUAAUAUUUUCAAAUUGUUUCCUUCACAUAACUUUUAUCCUCAUAAUCUUUGAAAUUUAUCCUUUAGGGGAAAUGUCCAGAAAUGUUGCUUUUUUAAAAAAAAAAUUUCCCUUUAAUGAAAAGUAAUUAGAAUAUAGACUCAAAAACUUGGAAUGGAAAUUACUUUACACGUAGCCCAGUCCAACUGCAUCAUUUAUUAAAAUUUUCUAUUAAAAGUAGUUUCCUUCAGUCUUGGAAAAAAAAUAGGUACUUUUCAUAAUCCUGGGUUUUAGUUAUUUAUUUUUUUUGAUAGGUUGAUUUGGUUUUUAUUUAAGGGACAUCAUUUUGCAGUGGUAAAAAGACAAGCUUUGGAAUUACUACAUCCUGGAAUAUCAUUUAACAUCUAAAUUUUUUAUUAUCUCUAAAGUAAAGAGGUAAAAGGCUGGAGCAGAAUCUAUUAUGCUUCAGGUGAAGUCAAAAAAGCAGGGGUAGCCAUCCUUAUCUCAGAUCAAGCAAAAGCAAAAAUUGAUCUAAUUAAAAGAGAUAAGGAAGGAAACUAUAUCUUGCUAAACAGUAGCAUAGACAAUGAAGCAAUAUCAAUACUAAACAUAUAUGCACCAAGUGGUAUAGCAUUUAAGUUCCUAAAGGAGAAGUUAAGAGAGUUGCAAGAAGAAAUAGACAGCAAAACUGUAAUAGUGGGAGAUCUCAAUCUUGCACUCUCAGAAUUAGAUAAAUCAAACCACAAAACAAAUAAGAAAGAAGUUAAAGAGGUAAAUAGAAUAUUAGAAAAAUUAGGUAUGACAGAUCUUUGAAAAAAACUGAAUGGAGACAGAAAGGAAUAUACUUUCUUCUCAGCAGUUCAUGGAACCUAUACAAAAAUUGACCAUAUGUUAGGACAUAAAGAUCUCAAAAUUAAAUGCAGGAAGGCAAAAAUAGUAAAUGCUUUCUUUUCAAAUCAUGAUGCAAUAAAAACUAUAUGCAACAAAAAGUUAGGGGUAAAUAGACCAAAAAAUAAUAGGAAACUAAAUAAUCUCAUGCAAAGUUAAUGUAAUCAAAUCAGUAACAGAUAUCUAAUACUUUAAGACCACCUCUUUUACUUAAAGACAUUUAUCUAUAGCAUAAUUCCGUUUAAAUCACGUUGUCAUUGUUCAAAAAAAAAAAACAUUGUAGAAAUGCUCUAAAAUUAUGCUUUUCAUAUUAAUGUCAUGUUUUAAUAUUUGUUUUAAUUGUAUUUUAGUUAUAUCAGAAGAAAAUUCUUCAGAAGCCUCUAUAGAAAGACUCCCUGAAAAACCAGGAGCUGACGAUUCCUGGCAAAACAUGGAUGACGAAAUUAAUUUUGAAAAAGAGGAAGAUUCAGCAGAUGCAGAGGAGGAAGAAAAGAAAAAUGAUGUAUUGGAUAACAAAUUUACUGUUAAACAAAAACCUUGUGAAAAUCCAAUUAUUCCCAAAGGGCUAGAAGCUCCUGGGACAUCAGCCAAAGGUGCUGUAAGAAAAAGACUGGACAAAGAAGACGACAGCGACUCACCCUGGGAUUCGGAGGAAUAUAUAUCGGACCCAGAGGUGGACAAAAAACACAUUGUCAUCUACCCCGACUCUGGUACCAAGAUACAAAAAAGUCCAGAAGAUGCAAAUAUUCCCAAAGGGGUAGAAGCUCCUGGGACGUCAGCCAAAGGUGCUGUAAGAAAAAGACUGGACAAAGAAGACGACAGCGACUCACCCUGGGAUUCGGAGGAAUAUAUAUCGGACCCAGAGGUGGACAAAAAACACAUUGUCAUCUACCCCGACUCUGGUACCAAGAUACAAAAAAGUCCAGAAGAUGCAAAUAUUCCCAAAGGGGUAGAAGCUCCUGGGACGUCAGCCAAAGGUGCUGUAAGAAAAAGACUGGACAAAGAAGACGACAGCGACUCACCCUGGGAUUCGGAGGAAUAUAUAUCGGACCCAGAGGUGGACAAAAAACACAUUGUCAUCUACCCCGACUCUGGUACCAAGAUACAAAAAAGUCCAGAAGAUGCAAAUAUUCCCAAAGGGGUAGAAGCUCCUGGGACGUCAGCCAAAGGUGCUGUAAGAAAAAGACUGGACAAAGAAGACGACAGCGACUCACCCUGGGAUUCGGAGGAAUAUAUAUCGGACCCAGAGGUGGACAAAAAACACAUUGUCAUCUACCCCGACUCUGGUACCAAGAUACAAAAAAGUCCAGAAGAUGCAAAUAUUCCCAAAGGGGUAGAAGCUCCUGGGACGUCAGCCAAAGGUGCUGUAAGAAAAAGACUGGACAAAGAAGACGACAGCGACUCACCCUGGGAUUCGGAGGUGGAAUUAGAAGGGGACUUCUAG
Antechinus flavipes (yellow-footed antechinus) is the source of this 2901-nucleotide messenger RNA. RefSeq names its product thioredoxin domain-containing protein 2-like. The coding region runs from base 1756 to 2901 and encodes 381 amino acids. The transcript has 13 exons. The record is from RefSeq and is a predicted model, not a curated record. Lineage: Eukaryota; Metazoa; Chordata; Mammalia; Dasyuromorphia; Dasyuridae.